AUGUGUAGCUUCAGGCUUCGAUCUCCAUCCCUACGGGGAAUCCCAGUUCAUCGUCCAUUAUCCACGCUCCGCGGCAGAAGCACACACCGUGGCCCACGCAACAGCAUUAUCAGACCAGGGAGAACAUCGCAACCGAAAAGUCCGGCGCAUGCGCCAGAACAGCUAGGCACAACAAUCUCGGAGGCUCAGGAUGCACUGAGUUCAACCUAUGAUCCCGCGCAAAAUACCCUACUCUCCCCAGUCUACCUUCCCGAGGACCCCAAUGGCGUUUUGAAAGAGGACCAUCCAGCUGCAAAUCUGCUAGCUAAUUCUGGACUUGUGGUCCAACGACAAUUGGAAAUGAUGAAUGUCAUGAUUGGUUUCGAACAGGCGAACAAGUACGUCAUUAUGGAUGCGCAGGGCAAUCAUAUUGGAUAUAUGGCAGAACAAGAAAAAGGAAUGGCAAAUGCUAUGGCGCGUCAAUGGUUUCGCACGCAUCGGAGCUUCGUGACGCAUGUGUUCGAUCGGCAUGAGAACGAGGUGCUUCGGUUCAAUCGUCCAUUCUCAUGGAUCAAUUCUCGAAUUCGAGUUUACGACCCUCUUGAUAUUUCCUCAAACAACUACACAUCCUCGACCUCUCUCCACACAACCACCCCGGGCUCUCUAGUCCAAGCCGACAUUUCUUCCAAUGCUCGCGUAUCACCACUUGGACUUGAUGAGAUGCGAGUCGUUGGCGAGGCACAACAACAAUGGGCGCCGCUGCGACGGAAAUACAACCUCUUUACGUAUCACCAAUCUCCCAACUCCGAUACCGAUAUGGGCACCCACAAGUUCCCCCUUACAGGUUCGAAUCUCUCCAAGUCCCAGCAAAUACAACUCGCACAAGCCUCCAAACAAGGUCAGGGUGAAUUCAACCAAUUUGCCUACGUUGAUGAACCAUUCCUCUCUUGGGACUUUUCUCUCCGUUCAGCGGAAAAUCGGUUGAUUGGAUCCGUUAACCGCAACUUCGCUGGAUUUGCCCGCGAAAUUUUUACUGACACAGGUGUCUAUGCGCUGAGGAUGGACUCCGCAGCGUCUGUCAACGAGUCUUCUUCACUCCAAACAGACUCGUUCUCUGGAAUGACGCUUGAUCAACGAGCGGUGAUGCUUGCCACAGCGGUCACCGUCGAUUUUGACUAUUUCAGCCGCCACAGCGGAUCGGGUGGGUUUGGAUUUAUGCCAUUUUGGUUCCCUGGAUUCGGCGGAGGUGCUGCUGCUGGUGAAGCCGCUGGUGCUGCUGGCGGUGCCGCAGCUGGAGAAGCUGGAGCAAUGACUGAAUCAGCAGCAGGUGCUAUCGGGCGAGCGGGCGCCGCUGGCGGCGUGACAGAUGGCAUCGCUGCUGGAGCGGCGGGCGCUGGUGCGAUGGCUGGGUAUGAAGCUAUGCAGAGAGGAUUGUCGGGCUCUCAAAGCUCCCAAACACCGGGAUCAGAUCAGCCCGGGAUGCCUCCAUCUGACCAACAACAGCCAGAUCAGCCAGGUGCCUCCGAAGAUGUAUGGUCGGAGAGCGCGCAGGAUCCAUGGGCUCAAGAGGACCAAUUCGAAGAUCCUUGGAGUGACGGAGGAUCUGAAGGAGGUGGAGAUGAUUUCGAUUGGUUUUAA
Molecule: messenger RNA, 1617 nt
Organism: Penicillium macrosclerotiorum
Lineage: Eukaryota; Fungi; Ascomycota; Eurotiomycetes; Eurotiales; Aspergillaceae
Product: scramblase family protein
Exons: 3
Coding region: 1-1617 (538 amino acids)
Biological process (GO): plasma membrane phospholipid scrambling
Cellular component (GO): plasma membrane
Molecular function (GO): phospholipid scramblase activity
Source: RefSeq, a predicted model, not a curated record